UGACGACAGCCAACAGUUUCCAUAGCUACCAGUUGUGUUGUCGACUGCUGUUAUUCAAAAGGCUUCCUGUACUAAAAAGUAGUGUAUCUUUGUAUCUGUCUGUACACAUUAGCAAUUCAGCCAUUUACCUUGUAAGCGCGAACAGGGAACGUCAUUGUGUAUUGUUACAACAGGAAUAAACUGAACAAGAGAAUAUGCCCGUAGCCGUGAAGAAAUUACCGGAUAAGGAAUAUAUAACUAACCUUAUACCUGCAGAACUUAUACCUGUACCGAAGCCACCCAGGUAUAUAUCAAAAUAUCGCCCUCAGGUGAAGGUUGAAGAGAAGCGGAACCAACAAAUUGCCAAAACUAUGGGCCCAGCCAAAGUGGAAAUUCCAGACACGAAGAAUUUUCUGAGGAAAAAUUCAAGAUUACGGCAGAUUCCAGCUUACCUGAAGAGAAGACGGGAGGACGUGAAGAUGCUACACGGGCGGUACGAAGCAGCUGUGAAGAAGCAAAUCGAAGACAACGCUAUGAAACAGUUGAGUGAUGAAGAGCGCGAGGAGUUACUGUGUGGCCUGAAGAAGAAUUGGGAAGCUGUGCACCACGACUUCCAGGGCCUGUCGGUUGUCAUAGAUACCAUCCGAAAGAAGCAGUUAAAAGAAAAACUAGAAAUGUUGAUGAAACAGCUUGAGCAAGAUAUAUCUUUGAUUCAGAAACACAAGAGGAUAUAUUUGGCAAACGGUCCCGAUGAGUAUCUAUACUGAAAGAUAGACAUAUCUCAUUCUUUUUUUGUUUUUUGUUUUUGUGUGAAAUAAAGUAGAUGAAAAUUAGAGAA
Octopus bimaculoides (California two-spot octopus) is the source of this 817-nucleotide messenger RNA. RefSeq names its product enkurin-like. Gene Ontology annotation, molecular function: calmodulin binding. The record is from RefSeq and is a predicted model, not a curated record. Lineage: Eukaryota; Metazoa; Mollusca; Cephalopoda; Octopoda; Octopodidae. Gene Ontology annotation, cellular component: acrosomal vesicle; axonemal microtubule.